Leptonychotes weddellii (Weddell seal) is the source of this 1512-nucleotide messenger RNA. It is a transcript of the gene IZUMO1, whose product is annotated as izumo sperm-oocyte fusion 1. Gene Ontology annotation, cellular component: plasma membrane; acrosomal membrane. Gene Ontology annotation, biological process: fusion of sperm to egg plasma membrane involved in single fertilization; heterotypic cell-cell adhesion; sperm-egg recognition. The record is from RefSeq and is a predicted model, not a curated record. Gene Ontology annotation, molecular function: signaling receptor binding; protein binding involved in heterotypic cell-cell adhesion. NCBI's taxonomy places the organism in Eukaryota, Metazoa, Chordata, Mammalia, Carnivora, Phocidae.
UGGGAAGCUAGAAGGGGGAAGCUGUGGGAAUUCCUCCUAGACCGGGGCGAACGGUGACUGUGACUCCAGUCAGAAAGCUCUCCAUAUCACGCGACCGACCUCACCCUCACCCCCAACAAAAUCCUUAAUUUUAGUCAUGGGAAAAUAGCAGAGUGGAAGGCCGUGGCCUGCUCCUCCUCUCUAAAAGCCCUCAGCCUGGAUUCGGCUCUUCAGCGGACCCUAGUAUUUGAGGGUACAACAUUCAAGGUCAAGGUCGGGCAGCGGCUGUUGAGGGCGCAUCGGGUCUCCGGACACCUCGGUUUCCUAACCGAGAAGUGUGCGCCCUGCAAAUUGGGGGGCUUAGUCUCGGGGAAGGGUUUCUCUCCACUUAGCGUGAACGUUUGGGGCGAAAGGACCCUUCCCCUUCCCCCUCCCCCUGCGCGGACUGAGCGCUCUGGCCUCAAUGGGUCCGCAACUUCCCCUCCUGGUGGCGGCGCUGGCCGGCUGCCUGCUUCCUGCCCGGGGCUGUAUCCUAUGUGCUGCAAAAGUCGUGGAGGCGCUAAAAUCCUUGGAGACGGAUUACCUGCCCGGCCGCCUGGCGGCCGAUCGUCACCGAAGCUUUAUGCAAAGGGUAAAACAAGCCGUGAUGGAUUUCAAGGACCUGCCAAUUGAAGAGGAUUCCUAUAUGGGGGUUAUCGAUAAGCCCACACUGGAAAAGGCAUCCUGGAGUUUUCUGAAGGAUUUGAGACGUAUCACAGACAGUAAUGUAAAAGGUGAACUUUUCGUGAAGGAGAUGUACUGGAUGUUGCACCUGCAAAAGGAUAUGUUUGCCCGCUUUGCAGCUCAGUUCCAAAAAGAGGCUUUUUGUCCCAACAAAUGUGGUAUGAUGUUGCAGAGUCUGAUCUGGUGCAAUACCUGCCAGAAGCAGGUUCACACUUGUCGAAAGAGCUCUGAUUGCGGGGUGCGCCUAGUCAUAGUCCAUGAAAUGGAAGACUUGAUCCUGAACUGUGAGCUCAGCUGGCAUCGACUCUCUCAAGGCCUGACCGAUUACAGCUUUUUCAGGGUUUGGGGGAAAGAUUCUGAGACCUUGCUGUCCAAGGGGAAAAAUUCCACCCUGAUCAAGACCGCGGUGACUGCAGAGGAUGCAGGUGUCUACCGCUGCAGUUUGGACAGUGUGCGAUCCAUCCCAGCCACGAUCAUCUUUUAUCAAGUCAAAGUGUUGCCCGGAAGGAUCUCUGAAGAGCUACCGUCAAACAUCAGCCAGGGUGGGCAGGCCCCAGGUCAGGGGGAUUCAACCAUUCAGCCUACGCCGACGCAGUGUCCGAAGUCUGAGAACGUGCUGAGAGGCCGUCUGAUAGGACUGCUGAUCUGGGGCUUUGUGGUGCUGAUAAUCGGCUUUACGACCGCGAUACUUUGCUUUCGACCUGAGAAGGUGAUCAAUUCCAUCAAGUCCUGUUUCGACACCAAGAAGGAGCCUGCCAAGCAGCCCCAGGUUCCAGAGGAAAAAGCCACACCAUCAAGGCCGAAAUAAAG